Messenger RNA from Carassius gibelio (silver crucian carp), 3561 nucleotides. RefSeq names its product protein KHNYN. Gene Ontology annotation, molecular function: mRNA binding; RNA endonuclease activity. NCBI's taxonomy places the organism in Eukaryota, Metazoa, Chordata, Actinopteri, Cypriniformes, Cyprinidae. The record is from RefSeq and is a predicted model, not a curated record. The coding region runs from base 505 to 2979 and encodes 824 amino acids. The transcript has 9 exons. Gene Ontology annotation, cellular component: nucleus; cytoplasmic ribonucleoprotein granule.
UAAAGUCUGCGUUAUCAUGGUUUUCACUCAUAUUCAAGGAUUCUGUUUCAUUGUGUGUUUUUAACUCGUUUCCGAUCAAAGGUCAUGUGUUUCUGCGUCUUAUAUCGGGAGAUGAAUGAGAACAAAUAUUAAGCGCUUGAGCAGAUUCUGGAGGCGCGUUCUUUGUGUUCGUUACGGUAGACGCGACGUUUCCCUUUGGUUUCACUUUAUUCACAAUCAUCAUGAGCAGAUCAAAAUGCGGGCUGACGAGUCUCGCGAAACCAAUGGUGAUUUCUAAACCAGAAGAAGCCUUUUAUAAUCGAGCAGGACUAAAAUUAGACUGAAUCCGGAUCGUCGCAGAAGAGCGUUCAGACUCGCUUCGGAUUGUUUAUCGCGAACGCUUCGUAAACAGACGCAAGAGCUCAGUUUAAAGUUCACGCGAUUAUGACGGAAUCCCGUGUUGUCUCAGGAUCGUUCCUACAGUGCUGAAUCAUAAGCGUGUUGUCUCGUCCAGUGAGGUGCGUCAUGGCUCUCUCAGGUCUCACACUGGCUGGCUGUGGAUCUCAGCGGAUGGAGCAGGAGGUGGAGGACGAGUUCACCUGUGCAGGUGUGUUGAGGGGGGUGUUGCUGACGCUGCAGCCCUCCGUCGAGCGAGUGUUUGGGGUGAAGCUGAGUGUGGGAGGAGAGGAUGGUCCAUCUGCACAGAGCGGUCAGAUCUGGCUCCAGCUGCGAGGGACUGCAGGAGACGUGCAGGCAGCUAAGCUUUUUGUGAAAGGGGUCGUCAAUCAGGAAGCUCAGCAAAAGAUCCAUUUCCCUGAAGUGCUUCACUGUGUCUUCUGUGGAGCUAAAGGGCUGUUUCUGGAUUGCCUGAUUAAAAAUACCUCUGCUCAAAUAGUGGUGAGGUCUCAAGGCAUCGUCUCCAUGACCGGGCUGGCAGAACCUGUGGUGAAAGCCUAUUCUCUUAUUACUGACCUGGUGGAGAAGUACAAGAGCAGCCAGGGACGGCGCUCCGAGGCUGGACUCGAAUCCCUGGAGUCACGUCGGGCCUUCAAAGCCAUCGUGGAGAGUCUGGAGGACUGUCACACCCUGGACCUGCUGGUGUUACCUGUGCUGGUGAAAGAGGUCCUGCUGGAUUUGGUGAAGCAGUCCGGAUUGGACUCGCAUGCAAAACGGGAACAAGAGGCUCCAGUCCCGGUUGAAGUCAAUGGAGCAGGACUCGAAUCCCUGGAGUCACGUCGGGCCUUCAAAGCCAACGCAGAGAACUCACAUUCCCAGCAGGCUCAUCUUUUCCCUCAAUCCUCACACAGAAAUACCAGCACGAAUGAUUUCAACAGCCAAUCCUACACUCCGUUUUCAACACACUUUGAGAUCCCAGAGUCUCCAGAACCAAGUUUGCCACAAAAACACGAACCCGAGACGCCACCUCAGGACACGGUCUCGUUGCCCGCAGGGAGCAGAGAAGAUUUUGACCACCUUCUCAAGUUCUUCACAGCCAUGGGAUUUGCCGAUGAAGUGGUGCAAGUCGUUCUAACUCGAACCGGCCCUAAAGAAGCCUCACAACUUCUGGAUUUGAUCCAGCAGGAGCAGGAGAAAACCGACCAGCGAAACAACAGCUGUGAGUCCCAGAAUAUGGCGGGAGUUGGUGGAGAAAUGCAGGAGGCUCUUCAGAUACUAGAGGACAGUAAAGGAAAAGAGGGAGACUUUGUCUUGGACGUGUUGAAGAAGGCCGCGGCUACUUGUGGCUACACCGAGGAGAGAGUAAUGGAACUGUUCAUCAAUCUACCCGAGCUCCAGCCACACGAGCUGCUCCUGCAGCUGCAGAAAGAAGGAGAGGUGAACCGGACAAGAGGAGGCAGCAGAACAGCUGAUCAGAACAUUGCUCCAGAUCUCAACACUGGAAGCAGAAAGUCAGAAAUGAGGAACGCAUCUAAACCAGUGAACAUUAACGGCAGGCCUCCACCGGUGAGAGGACCGCCGCAGAUGACAUACUCCUUUGAAACCUUGGACUCUGAAGUGCACCCAGUGGCUUCACCCGUCCGGUCACCUCCACGGACCUUCGAUAUCAGUUCGGCAGACAUCUCCAACCAAUCCGCUGUGUCCAAACCUAACCAGGGCAGACCGGGAGCGGCGUCUGUGGUCACAGGGCCUCAGCGGUUCCUCGAGAGCCUCAAGACGCCCUUCAAACUGCAGCUGUCGGACGAGCCGGGUGACAACACGCUGCGUCAGAUCAUCGUCGAUGGGAGCAAUGUCGCAAUGAGUCACGGUUUGGGGGUGUUCUUCUCCUGUCGAGGCAUCGCUCUGGCAGUGCAGCAGUUUUGGGCGAGAGGUCAUCGUGAGAUCACCGUGUUCGUCCCUCAGUGGAGGCAGAAGAACAACUCAAAGGUUAAAGAAAGGCAAUACAUGAAUGAACUCUUCGAUCUGGGUUUCCUCAAAUACACUCCAUCCAGAGAGGUCGAGGGCAAGAGAAUCAACUCAUAUGACGACCGAUUCAUGCUGGAGCUGGCGCAGAAGACCAAAGGAGUGAUUGUGACUAAUGACAACCUGAGAGAUCUGGUGGACGAGUCGCCCGCCUGGAGAGACAUCAUAAAGACAAGUUUGCUUCAGUACGUGUUUGCUGGAGAUCUUUUCAUGUUACCUGACGAUCCUUUGGGCCGCGGUGGACCUCAUCUGAGAGACUUCCUUCAUAAACACAACAGUAGUGUACCGGUUCCCAGCGGUCAGUCGUUCGCAGGUGUGUCUGCGUCCUUCUCUCCUCCGCGCACACACACUGAGCUGCUGCAGUACCGGGACUGGGCCCCGGGGGGUCACGGCAGGGGUCAGGGGUCAGGCAGGGGUCAGGAGGUCAGGGAGCGGACGGCGGAGGAGACGCUGAAGCUGCGGGAGAGUUUAGUGCAGAUGUUUCCAGCUCAGGAGAGCGUGAUCAUCAUGAUCCUGCAGUGUCACCCGACGGUCAGAGACAUCAGCCGCCUCACAGACCUCGUCCUGGAGCAGCAGGAGUAAACAACACCUGCAUCUGAACUGUGCUCCAGACCAAACACAACACAAGAUUUCCUCACCAUCCCAGAACUGUCUUCAGUUCUAAACAUAAUGUAUACAUUCAACAUGUGUAAAUGAUGAAUAUACGGUGGGUGAGACGAGCUGCAGAAGAAAACUCAUGAAAAUAAGCUCCAGCAAAUUAAGAAAACCUCUUCAUCAGUUUGACACAAACUAAUUAAGAAACUGUAAAACAAAUGAAGAUGCUUUCAGGUGUUGCAGGUGUUUUUUUUUGUUUUUUUUCAGCCAUCGUAUGUUGUAUUAAUUUUAACUUUUGUUCGACACACAGUUGUGCUUUUAGACGGUCUUAAUUUGAAAGAGUUAACACUUGAUGUUUUGUUGAUAAUAUUUAUUUCCACAUGUUCUGUUCUUGAUGUAAGGAUUAUAAAAAAGAUGACGAGUGUUAGACACCAAAUCAGCCAAAGAAUAUGUCUUCAUGAGUUUGGGUUUUCAGAUUCGCUCUAAUCUGGGAUGUUUACAUUUUUAAUUUUUAUACAGAUGUUCAUUAAUGUGCUCUAUUCUUAUUAAACAGCUAAAUUAAUCAGGUUG